Messenger RNA from Mesorhabditis belari, 1269 nucleotides. NCBI's taxonomy places the organism in Eukaryota, Metazoa, Nematoda, Chromadorea, Rhabditida, Rhabditidae. The record is from the annotation of a GenBank genome assembly.
AUGGACUCAUUGUCAGUUUUAGGGAGAGAUUCAAAUUGGCGGUCGUUUUCACAUAGGUGGUCGCAUUCUGCACAGACAAUGGAAUUGGUUCUCGCGGCAACUCCACCGCCGCUGCCGCUAUUUGCAGCGAACUUCUCGGUUGUUCCAAUCGGCAAAGUAGAGCCACUUGCCACUUCUCCACCAUUUCUGCUCAAUGCUACGACAAGGCCGAGUAUCAGAAAAGAGCAGGUUCCAAGGCCGCCAGCACUACCACCGAACAAGCCUGACUUGAAUAGCGGCGGAUUACACAUAGACUUCAAAGGAAUGCUUGACUCGACGAUUGAUAGUGCAAAGGAUCUCUUUGGCGACAUGUUUGGAUUGAACGCUGAAUGUCUUAACGGAGGGAAAAGGAUCUCAGGAAAUAAAUGCGAAUGUACAUACGGGUACAGAGGUUCGCGAUGUGAGGAAAUUACUUGUGAAAAUAACGGUAUUCGUCGUCGCGUUGAAAGACAAAAACCACCACAAUUCGUAUGCAGUUGUCCGCACCCAGAAUACAUCACGGGUAAACACUGUGAAAAGGUCGUUUGUCUGAACAACGGAAGCUGGAGUGUUCAAGAACAGAUGUGCAUUUGCGAUGAACAGUGGUAUUAUGGAAAAUUUUGCGAGGGGAAACGUACUCAUCUACCGUUUUUAAUCGGAAUUCCACUGGUUAUAAUUGCUUUCAUUCUUCUAAUGUGCUACUUGUGCAAAAAAGACUGGUGCCCUCGUCAACCUCGACGCGGAAGACACGGUAUGUACAGAAACGGAGAAGCACAGUCAAGGCGACGUCCAAUUUCAACCAAUAGAACUCCUCGUACUCGAGCGCAUGCAACCGGAAUACUAGUACAAGAACACUUACUGGGCGAAGAAAGGGGUGCGCCAAUGCGAUCUCCCGCCUAUCCACCAGGAAUCGUGCCUCCAUUUGUGAUUCGACUUGACACGAUUCCAACAUUCAAUCCCGGAAUGGUUGGCGGAGUCGAUCCGGCUGGGGCGGGAAUGACUGCACUUGAAUUGAUAAAAGAGAUCGAACCUCCUCCCUCAUAUGAUCAGGCGAUGGCUGUUCCGCGUCCCCCUGCUUACACCGCUUCACCACGUGAAUCGCAAGUUGUUGGGCAUUCAACCCGUGGAACUCCACCACUUCCAACAACGGUUCCGCCAGUAGCACCACCGAGUAAUUUAACGGCAAGAUCUUCUCCAUCAUCCAACUCAAACUCGAACGGCUCGUCGGCUUCAAGCUCUAAUCACCGGAGA